Molecule: messenger RNA, 3908 nt
Organism: Argiope bruennichi
Lineage: Eukaryota; Metazoa; Arthropoda; Arachnida; Araneae; Araneidae
Product: uro-adherence factor A-like
Exons: 3
Coding region: 319-3312 (997 amino acids)
Source: RefSeq, a predicted model, not a curated record
AAACUUUUUAUGUUUAUAUAGUUCAAGGAAAGCAUGUUUUGUUAUUGUAUAUACAAAAUUUGUGUGUCAUUUCAAGAUUUCUUUUCUGUGACAUCGAUUCCGCGCAGUUCUUGAAAUGAUGGCUGAUAUACAUGAAACCAUUGCAUAGGAGAUAUCAAUUUACACAGAAGAUUUCUUUAGUUUUUAUUUAAAUGAUGAAAUAUAAGAAACUAGUGAUGAGUACAUAAGUCUUUUUUACUUAAUUGCAAUGAUUUGAAAAGUGAAACAACAUUUUUUUCAAAAAAAAUUAGAAGCCUGGAAUUAAAAAAACACCUAAAGAUGUCAGAUACAAGUUUUUCUGAAGAUGAAAAUGAAGGAUAUGAUUCACAGUCAUCUAGAAAAGACCAAUUUCCUUCUUCAUUUGAAAACAUUGAAAAUGUGGACAGUCAAUUAUUUCAUCAAAAGCUAUCUUUUCGUCCAGUAAAAAAGUUUAUAACUUGUGUACAAUCUCCUGAAAAUAAUUGUUCUUCUUUCCUAAAACCGAAACAUAAUACUAUUCAUACUCAAUUCACUCCUCUUCAUUCUUCUGAAAGCAACUGUGGCUCUCAAAAUGUAAAAUAUAAUUUAAACGCUCCUGAAAGUGAUAAUAAAAAACUAACUGUCACCAACCUACACAUACAGCAUAAAUUAUCUGAUACCCAGUCAUCUGAAAGCGACUGUUCUUCAGAUAAAAAAUCUGAAUUAUCUGAUACCCAGUCAUCUGAAAACGACUGUUCUUCAGAUAAAAAAUCUGAAUUAUCUGAAACCCAGUCAUCUGAAAGCGACUGUUCUUCAGAUAAAAAAUCUGAAUUAUCUGAUACCCAGUCACCUGAAAAGAACUGUCCUUCAAAUAAAAAUUCAGAAUUGUCUUAUACCCAGUCAUCUGAAAGUGACUGUUCCUAUGAUAAAAAAUCUGAAUUAUCUGAUACCCAGUCAUCUGAAAGUGACUGUUCCUCAGAUAACAAAUCUAAAUUAUUUGAUACCCAGUCAUCUGAAAGUGACUGUUCCUCAGAUAAAAAAUCUGAAUUAUCUAAUAUGCAGUCACCUGAAAAGGACUAUCCUUCAGAUAAAAAUUCAGAAUUAUCUGAUACCCAGUCAUCCGAAAGUGACUGUUCCUCAGAUAACAAAUCUGAAUUAUUUGACAUCCAGUCAUUUGAAAGGGACUGUCCUUCAGAUAAAAAAUCUGAAUUAUUUGAUACCCAGUCAUCUGAAAGUGACUGUUUCUCAGAUAAAAAAUCUAAAUUAUCUGAUACCCAGUCAUCUGAAAGUGAUAGUUCCUCAAAUAAAAAAUCGGAAUUAUCUAAUAUACAGGCACCUGAAAAGGACUAUCCUUCAGAUAAAAAUUCAGAAUUAUCUGAUACCCAGUCAUCUGAAAGUGACUGUUCCUCUGAUAACAAAUCUGAAUUAUCUUAUAUCCAGUCACCUGAAAGGGACUAUACUUCAGAUAAAAAUUCAGAAUUAUCAGAUACCCAGCCAUCUGAAAGGGACUGUCCUUCAGAUAAAAAAUCUGAAUUAUCUGAUACUCAGUCAUCUGGAAGGGAUUGUCCUUCAGAUAAAAGACCUGAAUUAUCUGAUACCCAGUCAUCUGAAAGUGAUGGUUCUUCAGAUAAAAAAUCUGAAUUAUCUGAUACUCAGUCAUCUGAAAGCGACUGUUCUUCAAAUAAAAAUUCAGAAUUAUCUUAUACCCAGUCAUCUGAAAGCGACUGUUCUUCAGAUAAAAAAUCUGAAUUAUUUGAUACCCAGUCAUCUGAAAGUGACUAUUCUUCUUCAGAUAAAGAACAUGAAUUUAGUUAUUCGGAAUCAUCUGAAAGUAAUCUUUCAUUUCCAAAUGAAAAGCAUGUAUUAAUUGAUAACCAGCAAUCUAAAAAUAAUUGUACUUCUUUGGAUAAAAUACAGGAAUUGACUGAAACCCAAGCAUCUGAAAAUUAUUUCUCUCUUCCAGACAAAAGACUUGAACUAACUAAUGCACAAUUAUCUGAAAGUGCCUGUCAUUCUCCAGAUAAAAAAUUGUUAACUUACGGCCCCCAGUUAUUCAAAGAUGAUUGUCCUUUUUCAGAUAGGAAGCAUGAGGUGAAUGAUACCUCAUUAUAUGAAACUAGUUAUUCUGAUUUGUCAUUUGACUCUCAAUCACUUAAAAGUGACAGUUCAAAGUUAGGUAAAAAACAUGAAAUAAUUAAUAUUCAGUCAUCUAAAGAUAUCUGUUCGUUUUCCCCAAUUGACGCUCAAUUGCCUGGAAAUGAAUGCUCUUCUCUGAAGGAAAGACAUGAAUUAACUGAUGCUGAGUCAUCUAAAAAUAUCUGUUCUUAUUAUCCAGACGAAAGUGACUGCUCUUCAUUUGAAAAAAUUAAUUUAAUUGAUAUCCAGUCGCCUGAAAGUAAUCUUUCCACUUGUCCAAGUGAAAGAUGUACUUUAGCUUAUACCCAAGCUCUGAAAAAUGGCAAUUCUUCUACAUUAAGUGAAAAACAUAAUUUAACUAAUACUGAAUUACUUGGAAAUGUCUGUUCUCUUCAAUCUGAUGAACUUGAUGAAAAUUGUAUUCAGUCUGCAGAAAAUGACUGCUCUUCCCUAAAAAGAAAAAGUUCUUCUCAGUUUCAUAAACAUGAUUUUUCUUCACCGAAUAGAAAACGUAAGUUAUCUGAUCCUCAAUUGCCAAAAGAUGACUGCUCUUCUAUACCAGAAAACUGUAAAAUUACUCAUAUGCAAUUACCUGAAAUUGAUUUAUCUUCCCCAAAUGAAAGUUAUUAUUUACCUGAAAUGCUGUUACCUGAAAUUAACAAUCCAUCUUCUCAUAGAAAGCAUAAAUUAACUGUUACUGAGUCUUCUGACAGUGAUUGCUCUUCUGUUCCUGGUAUAAAAUGUAGAUUACUUUGUAGGGAGUCACUUAAAAGUGACUUCUUGCCUUCUUCAGAAUCAGUUUCUAUUCAAGCAUCUGGCAGUGACUGUUUUCCUUCUCAUGUAAGACAUGAGAAUGGUGAAUUACUUAAUAGUAUUUUGCUAAGCAAAAAUAGUGAUUGUGUAAAAGGGUUUAAAGAACAACUAUUAAACUCAAAUAAUGAUUGUAGAAAGGAACUUGGAAAAGUCAUUAGAACUGCGUAUCAAUUCACUCGACACAGUCACAGAGUAAAACUAACCUUAAAAGACUUAGAGAAGUCCUUUAAAAUUCAUAAGGUUGAUAUGACAAAUUAUUCUGAUUAUUUAGUUGAUUUAAUUGAUAGAAAUUCAGUUGAAGAAGAUGAAUCUCAGCCAUUUACUUGUUCUGGCAAAUGGAUAAGGAGACCUGAAAGUAAUGAGUAAAAACGAAUAAUUCUUCUCCGUCAUGAACAUUUAAAAAAAACUGACAUAAAAAUUAUAUAUAAUUUCAUUAAAACAUGUAACUUUCAUUUAAUUUGAAAUAAUAACGCUUCAAAAUAUUUGUACUAUGAGAAUUGACAAUUGCAUCUUACUUAAAACUUCAUUACUAAAUGUGGAGUACAAAUUAUUGCAAAAAAACUGUGGUUUUUAAUAUUUAAAAAAUAACUCUCCUUAAUCAUACAAUUCUAUUUUUCUUUCUGAUGUCUGAUUUCUUGAAUUUCAUCCAUAAAAUGAACAUAUCAUGAGAUGUUUUUAUGCCUUCUUAUAAGAAGAAUUUGUUUUGUUUUUCUUAGGUCAGUGGUAUUGUGAGUAGGAAGUGCUGAAAGGAUAGAUGAUUCGUAUAUCAAAGAGAAACAAUAUUUUUCUGCUUAUGCUACUUUUGAAAGCCAAUUAUGAUUAGAAGAUUUUAAAAAUAAUAAUAAUAAUAUACUGGUGAUAUAACAGGCAAGAAAAAAUAUCACAUUUUUUUCUGCAGAUAGUCUUUUAUUUUCAAGUGCAUCAUUAGCAAGAUUGUUUUUAUAAUUGUGAUUUUUAAAGGA